GAUUUUUUUAUAUAUGAAAGAAAGAAAGAGGAUGAGAAGGAAUUUAUUGACAGGUAAACUAUUUUCGACCAAUUCUAUGUAUGACAAGAGCUUAGUUAAUGAGGAGAAUAAGCGUCAUCAGCCGGUUAGCCUGCUUAGCUUGCAGCUACAAUAUUCGUCGUCAAAAAAGAGAGAAGAAUCAAGUCUGGGCUUUGUACCAAAGAAGGCCAAUGAAGGAAGAUAAGAAAAUUCCAAAAUUUACAUAUAUGUUUUUUUUUUUCUUAGGUGUAUUGGGGUAAUAAAUGAGUAUGUAUUAGGAGAGGGAUUCUAAUCGAUGAUGUCGUUCCUCAACCUUAUUAUAAGCGGAUUACUAAGGGCCAUACCCCUGCAAGUCAUAGGAUCCACAGGUGAUAGGGUCCCCGACGCCAGCAGCGGAUCGAGCGGCGCCGAGUUUUUCGUCGCGGAGCUCGAGCUCCAAUCCUUUUCCUCCUCCACCUCCUGUCCCGCCAACCCUCAAUCUCCAAUUAUCACAAAUCACCCCGUCCCGUCACAUACCCCUUCUCCUACCCAAUUACCCGAGCCUCCCGAACCUGCAUUACCUUACGCUGGAAGGAGAAUUACGUCACCGUCCCUAUCAGUUCUGCAUCCAAUUGAUUCCGUCAGUUCGUUCGCGAGCGGAAGCAAUAUCACCGGUAGCGGCAGUGCAAGCGACAGUAGGACUACUAAUAGUUCGAGAGGGAGGAAGAGAGGAAAACCCGGCCGGCCCAACCGUAAUGACACGGUAGGCCAAAACACAGCAAAACAGCAACGGGAGAGCGACCUCUGCUGGAGGGGGUAUUGGGGGUGAAGUGAAAUAAAAAUAAAGACCUAACCUACCUACCCUACCUACCUUGGGUACCUGUCAAAACUUGGUUUUCCCAAGCCAAGCCAAGCAAAGUAAAACAAAGCAAAGCAAAGCUAUGGCAUCCCAACCCCCAACCAACCCCCUGACACAACACCGCCG
Molecule: messenger RNA, 982 nt
Organism: Daldinia caldariorum
Lineage: Eukaryota; Fungi; Ascomycota; Sordariomycetes; Xylariales; Hypoxylaceae
Exons: 1
Coding region: 314-826 (170 amino acids)
Source: RefSeq, a predicted model, not a curated record